Heteronotia binoei (common prickly gecko) is the source of this 830-nucleotide messenger RNA. It is a transcript of the gene NCS1, whose product is annotated as neuronal calcium sensor 1. Bases 1 to 612 code for a protein of 203 amino acids. Gene Ontology annotation, molecular function: calcium sensitive guanylate cyclase activator activity; calcium ion binding. The transcript has 7 exons. The record is from RefSeq and is a predicted model, not a curated record. Lineage: Eukaryota; Metazoa; Chordata; Lepidosauria; Squamata; Gekkonidae.
AUGACCAGCCAGAACCGACAGUGGCAGCACCCUGUUGCCUGUGGAGACACAUUGCCAGGGGUCAGGAGACCCUCAUGGACCAAGAACCACACGGCUCAGGUUUCUUUCUCUCUCUCUUUCUCUCUUAGGUACAAAGGUUUUAUCAAGGACUGUCCCAGUGGGCAGCUGGAUGCAGCUGGAUUCCAAAAGAUCUACAAGCAGUUCUUCCCCUUUGGAGACCCGACCAAGUUUGCCACCUUUGUCUUUAAUGUCUUUGAUGAAAACAAAGAUGGAAGGAUUGAGUUUUCAGAAUUCAUCCAGGCCUUGUCCGUCACUUCUCGAGGGACUCUGGAUGAAAAGCUGCGGUGGGCCUUUAAACUGUAUGACUUGGACAACGAUGGGUACAUCACGAGGAACGAGAUGCUGGACAUUGUAGACGCUAUUUACCAGAUGGUGGGCAAUACAGUGGAGCUUCCAGAGGAGGAAAACACACCAGAGAAGAGGGUGGACCGGAUCUUUGCCAUGAUGGACAAAAACGCCGAUGGGAAGUUAACUCUGCAGGAGUUCCAGGAGGGCUCUAAGGCCGACCCCUCGAUUGUACAAGCGCUCUCCCUUUAUGAUGGACUCGUAUAGUUCCAUGGCCCUGUGCUUUGCCAUGCCCGAGGGGACCUCUUCCAGUGCCAUCAGACCACCUCCGGAGCGACGCUCGCCUGACUGCGCCAGCCCUCCUUGUGUGAAUGCGAACAAGGGAUGCGCUUGAAGCGUGGCGUCAACCCAACCACUUUGCGCUCGAAAUCAACUGUGUCUCCAUUUGCCAAUUUCUGCAUUUAAUUAAAAACAGGGGGGGGGGG